This is a messenger RNA of Dinoponera quadriceps, 2137 nucleotides long. Its product is annotated as protein RFT1 homolog. Gene Ontology annotation, biological process: glycolipid translocation; dolichol-linked oligosaccharide biosynthetic process. Bases 295 to 1953 code for a protein of 552 amino acids. The transcript has 8 exons. Gene Ontology annotation, cellular component: endoplasmic reticulum membrane. NCBI's taxonomy places the organism in Eukaryota, Metazoa, Arthropoda, Insecta, Hymenoptera, Formicidae. The record is from RefSeq and is a predicted model, not a curated record.
AUAUCGCGUGUCGCAUCGCGCUGGUCUGCCGGAGGCGUAAUUACGUCACAAUGUUAUCAGCUCGAUUGAAAUGAUAUAAUUGUUCUUUUCCUUUUUUACGGUGACGGAAUCAAACCUGUGCGGUUGAGGCGGUUAUUUACGGCACGAAUGCAAUCGAGAAGCAAUGAUCAAACCUCAAGAUAGUUUUAAGCUUCGCGAUUAUCUGGAACUCACAUAACCUGUUAGAGCUACCUUGACGUUUCCUUUCGGCGGGAAUCUCGAAAUAUUCAUGAUUACUGACCAAACUGCCGGAAAAUGCCGCCGAAUCUUCUGAAGAGCAGCUUGGAGAACGCUUCCUUUAACAUUAUAUUUCAGAUAUUCUGCCGCUGUGUCACAUUUGUCUUGAACGCAUUUGUUGUUCGGCAUGUAGGUCAAGCUGUCUUAGGUGUCAUUAAUGUCAGAUUGUUAUUGCUGGAAUCUAUGAUACUGUUCUUAUCACGUGAACCAUUCAUGAAAGCAUGCCUGACUAAUACAGCAGAGCAUAAUUGGGCCCAAGUAGUAAACCUUCUCUGGCUGACAGUACCGAUAUGUGUUGCGAUGUCCUUCCUGUUUGGAUACAUUUGGUUGUUCUUGCUCUCCACUGCAGAAGCAUUACCGCCGUAUUAUACAUUUGCAGUUUGGGCGGUUGGACUGUCGUGUAUCAUAGAACUGUCUUCCUUAAUCGUUCAAUUGGUCGCGAGUGCAUUCCUAUUUGUUAGGCUUAAAAUCAUUCUCGAUACCAUUAUGAUCACUAUACGCACCUUGACAUUUGUCCCGCUCAUAUUAUACCACCCGGAUAAUGCGCUACUCGCAUUCGGCAUAGCUCAGCUUGUCGCGGCGAUAUUUUACACUACUAGUCACUAUGUGUACUUCCACUAUCAUAUCGCGAAGUUAAACAAAUGCGUGCAGAAGCGGAGGAUGUCCCUAAAAGACAAUAGCGAUGAAUAUGUAGUGAGAGAAUUUCCUUUCCGCGAUGUCAAAGACUUCUUACCAGGCCAACUGGCGAAUAAUGAUUCGUAUCUUGAUAGAAAGUUAACUGUUCUCACAUGGAGCUUCUUUAGGCAAGGAAUACUAAAGCAAAUUUUGACGGAAGGCGAGAGAUUAAUCAUGACUAUAAUGCCGGUGUUGACGUUUACGGAACAGGGUAUCUACGAGGUUGUGAAUAAUUUAGGCUCCUUGGCCGCCAGAUUUAUUUUCCGUCCAAUCGAGGAAAGUGGAUACUUCUACUUCACGCAGAUGAUAAAGAGAGACAAAGCCAUAUCUGAUCAAAACCUAAUGAAGGUGCAAGAGAGCGUGAAUGUCUUGACACACUUGUGCUCCAUCGUUAUGUCUAUCGGUCUAAUCGUCCUGGUAUUCGGUCAAUCUUAUUCGAGCACGUUGCUCUGGCUGUACGGCGGCUCGAAGUUGACCCUGCCCUUACCCACCCUCCUCCUAAGAACACACUGUCUCGCGGUGUUGUUGCUGGGAAUUAACGGCGUGACAGAGUGCUACACCAAUGCGACGGCCGAUAGCGCGACGAUAAACAAGAGUAAUUUGAUCAUGGUCUAUGAAUCGAUCGCAUUUCUGGGCGCGUCGUACCUGUUCGCCACUUGGUUCGGCCCGGUCGGCUUCAUCCUCGGCAAUUGCGUGAACAUGAGCCUGAGGAUCGUACACUCCGCGCUGUUCAUCAACAGGAGGCAUCAGGACACGAUCUAUCGUCCCCUGCGCGGAUUAGUCCCGAAGCCGAUGUUCUCCGCGUCUUUACUCGUAGCCGCGCUCGUCACUAAUUUGUCACACGUUUAUUUCUUCCCGGCUGAGAAAGUAUUGCACCUGCUGGUCGGUGUGGUGAUGUUCAUGAUCGUACUUAUGUCUUGGAUAUACGAACAUCACGAAUUGAUCAGACUCGGUACAAACAAGUGGUAUGAAAGAAGAAGCAAGCAAAAGAAGAGCGAAUGACCUUAGACUUUUGUGCUGUGAAUUAUUCUAUUUAUUAUAAUGUCCACUAUGGAUAUCAUAGCUGCAGUGCAGAGAGAGAGAGGCUGUUAACAAUCUUGAAGAAUUAUAAUACGAGGUCUGUUCAAAAAGUAUCGCGAAUUUUGAAUUUCCGCGGGUUACGUAUAUUCGAUUUUCGAUUUUUUUG